Messenger RNA from Staurois parvus, 334 nucleotides. Lineage: Eukaryota; Metazoa; Chordata; Amphibia; Anura; Ranidae. The record is from the annotation of a GenBank genome assembly.
CAGCUGUCGAUUACCGGCCCCGGCUGGAGAUUGCGAUCGCCGAGGAACAGUGACAGGGGAGACCACCGACAUGCUGCUUUGUAUUGCUCUGCAUAGCAAUACAAAGCAGUAUGUUUCCCUAGUAAAACACACACAGCACACAUUAAAAAACAGCACACAGCACAUAGGUAAACCUUUGAUUGCCCCACAUGUUAUCCCCUUCCUGCCCAGUGUCAUUAGUACAGUGUCAGUGCUUUUUAUUAGCACUGAUCACUGUAUUAGUGUCACUGGGGAUGUCAGUGGCAGUUUGUCCGUUACCCUCCAGUGUCAGAAUGCCCACCGCAGUCCCGCUAUA